GCUAUAUAUAGCCUCUGAAAGGAGCCCUGCCGGCUGUCUCUCCAUUUUCUACACAUUCCUCUCCACACGGAGGCCCAACACAAUAGUAGCGUCAAAAGUCUCGAUGCGAUUCUGGAAUGCCUUGGUCCCAAUGGGUCUAUUACUUCCUAUCAUUGCAGCUGAUUUCCAUGGUGGAAUAUGGAUUGAGGCGUCGCCCCCCAAUGGAAAUGGUUGGGCUAACAUAUCUUGGCAUGCAGUCCCAUCGGGGUAUGACAUUUGUGAUACAAAUGAAACUGAAAUAAACAAAUAUGCCUCCAUUCCCGUAGCCCUCGGGUACCCACUGGAGUUUUAUGUUUGCAAUACUACGGUUACGGUUUCCUAUGACCUUAACCACUGGACCACCAACCAAGGUGAUGGAGACUGUUUCCGAAUUGGUCCUAAUCCACUCUCCAAUGCGGGUAAUUGCACGGAUUCCGUCGAAGGGUGGUGUGAUAAGUUCUUUUGCGCCACCCACGUGUGCGCAUAAAGGCCACACGCAGAGCUGGCAUGCAGUGGCCGCUGCAGGAGUCGGGGGUCUUGAUCAGGGGGCUAGCUGCAUGAUGAUUGGCUGUCUAAGCCAACAACUUUUACAUUCAAAAUGAUCAUUACUGUGUUCAA
Molecule: messenger RNA, 636 nt
Organism: Cantharellus anzutake
Lineage: Eukaryota; Fungi; Basidiomycota; Agaricomycetes; Cantharellales; Hydnaceae
Exons: 4
Coding region: 104-505 (133 amino acids)
Source: RefSeq, a predicted model, not a curated record